This is a messenger RNA of Symbiodinium necroappetens, 630 nucleotides long. Lineage: Eukaryota; Dinophyceae; Suessiales; Symbiodiniaceae. The record is from the annotation of a GenBank genome assembly.
AUGAUCUACUGCCUGGACUGCGCAGAAAGCGCCCCGAUGCUGUCGCGAGCUUUAGCCAAGUCCUUGGAGGAGCGCGAGCUGACCAUCGACACCGGCCUGGCCCGGAUUUUCCUGAUCAGCGACAUCCUCCAUAACUCCGCCUUGAGCAGCUCUCGUGGGGCAACUCGCUACCGGAGCACCCUGCAGGAGUUGCUUCCGGGGGCCUGCGAGCAGUUUGGCUUCUGGCUGCGAGGGAAAGGGAGGCAGUCGUUGAGACAGUCCCGGUCUGAAGCGGCUGUUCGGCAAGUUCUGGACUGCUGGCGCGACUGGUCCAUCUUCCCGCCUUUGUUCCCCGCGGGGUUGGAGGCGCUUCUCUUUGCGGAGAUCACGGAGGACACCGACGCGAAAGCCAAGAACGAUCAGGACCCGGAGCUGCAGGCGAAGCUGGCGCAUUGGCAAGAUCCAGGCACAGCCCCCCGGGCCCCCUAUGCCGCGCGGCUUCGGGGCCUGGCCAACUCGACGCUUCCCGUGGCGGCCUGCGUGCUGCGGCUUUGCCACUUCGAGCGCUUCUGGCACAGUGCCGACCCUGCCCGGCGGCAGCGUGCGGGGAUCCGAUCGCCCGGCGAAGGGGAGAAGGCGACGUCGUUCUAG